This is a messenger RNA of Cryptococcus deneoformans JEC21, 1642 nucleotides long. Its product is annotated as expressed protein. Gene Ontology annotation, cellular component: vacuolar membrane. Gene Ontology annotation, molecular function: amino acid transmembrane transporter activity. Gene Ontology annotation, biological process: amino acid transmembrane transport. The coding region runs from base 103 to 1488 and encodes 461 amino acids. Lineage: Eukaryota; Fungi; Basidiomycota; Tremellomycetes; Tremellales; Cryptococcaceae. The transcript has 10 exons. The record is from RefSeq and is a predicted model, not a curated record.
GCCCGGGCCCGUUCAACCAACCAAAAAUACGACCGAUCAUAAAAGUAUAAAUGAUCACUAAACUCUUGGAUUCUCCUGUUCAAGACUUUAAGUUAUAUCAAUAUGUUUUUCCAUGAUCCAGAAAAGGAACCUGUCACCGGCGACUCUAUCGACCCUGUGACCCUCAUCGACAACCAGGUAGACGAAGAGAAUGAAGUCUUUCGCGUGACCAGUAGUGGGGAGCAAUACCGAACUGUCUCAUGGUAUAAAAGCUUUGCCUUGAUGUUCAAGAUCCUCUUUUCCGUUGGUGUUUUAUCCAUCCCUUCAGUAUUUUCUUAUGUUGGAGCACUCCCUGGAGCCUUGCUUCUCAUCGGCUGGGGCGCCUUCAAUGCAUAUUCAGCAUUUUUGCUCGGGGCCUUUCGACUUCGACACUCAGGUAUACAUGGAAUGCAAGAUAUGGCGUAUAUCGUUGGCGGUGUUUGGUACAGGGAACUUGUGGGCGUGCUUUUCAUUAUUGGGUAUGAUUUGGUUGCCGGAAGCGGCUAUAUCGGAGUAGCGACUGCUCUCAAUACCUUAUCUGAUCAUGGUGCCUGCACGGUUUGGUUUUCAUUUGUGGCGUUUGUCCUUUCCACCGCUAUCGCCAUGUUUCCUAAGCUGGCCCAAGUCGGGGUAGCGGCUUGGGCUGGUGUUAUAACACUUUUCAUCUCCAUCUUCAUCCUCGUUGUGGCUGUCGCCGUCAAUGACAGACCGGCUCUUGCCCCACCAACAGGAGAUUUCGAUUUGGGUUACCAUGUCAUUGGCUCUCCAAACUUCACCGAAGGCAUGACUGCCGCAUUAACUAUCUUCAUCUCUUCUGGUGGUAUUUCGGCUUUCGUCCCCAUUAUUGCAGAAAUGAAGAACCCGAAAGAAUAUAAAAAGCCCAUCGCAGUGUCAAUGGGCUUCCUCAAUGCCUGCUACCUUGCUUUCGCCCUGGUAAUCUAUCGAUAUUGUGGAACCUGGAUUUCCAGCCCAGCUUUAGGGAGCGCGGGGCCUCUGAUCAAGAAGCUCACAUAUGGCAUCGCCUUACCAGGCCUGAUAAUGAGUUCCACAGUCAAUCAGCACCUUGCUGCCAAGUACAUAUUUGUGCGACUACUUCGAGGGACCAAACAUCUUCAAUCAAAGACAAUGGUGCACUGGGCCACUUGGUUCGGUGUUUCUUUGCUCUGUGGGGUUGCUGCAUUUGUUAUUGGCGAAGCUGUUCCCUUCUUUGGGACUUUGAUUUCUCUCCUUGCUGCCAUCGCGUAUGCACCUAUGGCCAUUGUAAUUCCAAUGCAUCUAUGGCUCUAUGAUUUUGCCGACUAUCGAAAACAAGGUCUGGUCAAGAAGCUUCAAUGGCUGUUCCAUCUUGUUAUGCUGGUUGUCGGACUCUUCAUGACCGUUGCCGGUGCUUACACUUCCAUUAAAUCGAUUGCAGACCAGUAUGCCGCCGGCACUGUGUCAUCCGCCUUCUCGUGUGCAGAUAACUCUUAGAGAGUUUUGUAUCUUAUAGGAAGCAACUUUCAUAAGUGCAGGCUUCCAUUAAAGGUCCUGUUUCGGUAUGGCUUUUCUUUGUUCCUCUAGGUUGUGCUUCAGGUUUUCAGUCGUCUUGAGUAGAUUAGGUUCAUGGUAGAGUUGUAAACAUGGU